AUGCUUUACAUAAUUUUGUUAUUAAUUCUUUUGUUAAUGUUGUUACUUUACAAGUACGGAAACGUAUUACUCAUACAUUUUCCAUCGUUUAACCGAAGAUAUCAAAGGUUACCAGCGAUCUUUUCGACGGCAUCAUCAUCAUCAUUUCAAAAUGAUAUCGAAGAUGGAUUAACUUCCGAAUCAUUUGACCUCCAACAAAAUAUCAAUAGUGGGGAUGAACGUUCAGGAUUAGGGGAUACGGAUGAGAUUAGACAUAUCAUGGAAACCCAUGGAUUAACUUUUGAUCAAGCCCGAUUAUAUAGAAUGCAAAAUAAAUUUAAAACCAAUAAUAUUGAUCCACAGACGGGAGUACCGAAGGAUCCUAAAUUGGUUACUUUUUCUUAA
Diversispora eburnea is the source of this 384-nucleotide messenger RNA. Lineage: Eukaryota; Fungi; Glomeromycota; Glomeromycetes; Diversisporales; Diversisporaceae. The record is from the annotation of a GenBank genome assembly.